UCCGUAAAAUAAGCCUAGUUUAAAUAAAAACAAUUUUGUAAACAAAACCAAUGAAUGAAAACAGUAAACGCUGCCAAGGAAGCUGUCAAGGCGAUCUAUGAAAAUGUUCUAUCUACGCCGCCUAUUUAGUCAGGAGCUCUGUCCCGCCACCACGCAUAGUGAUCUGUUGGGCUGCCUGCAGCAAACACCACAACAGCUGUUGGCGGGUGGCUUUACCGGCGCGCCUGCACUUGAAAGCCUCUCCUGGUUACACAAUCUGGCGCCCUGCUUUCCACUGCGUGGCGAGCAAAUUCAGGUGAUUAAUGAACCCCAACACUUUUACCAAACGCUGAUGCAGCGCAGCAUCAAAGCGAAGCGACGCAUAGUGUUGGCCAGUCUCUACCUGGGCACUGGUCAGCUAGAGCACUCUCUUGUGCAAAAUCUGCGUCACAGUCUACAAGCACAAUCAUCACUUCAACUAAAUGUGCUGUUGGACUUUACUCGCGGUACACGUGGUGUGAGUAACUCCAAGACCAUGCUGAUGCCGCUGGUGCAUGAGUUUGGCAAGCAAGUGCAGCUUUCACUUUACCAUACGCCUGAUUUGCGGGGAAUGACAAAGCGUCUGGCGCCACCACGUUGGAAUGAGCUGUUCGGACUGCAGCAUAUGAAGGUUUACCUGUUUGAUGAUGCUGUCAUCAUCUCAGGUGCCAAUCUAUCGAAUGACUACUUUACCAAUCGUCAAGAUCGUUAUAUACUCAUUGAGGAUAAGCCGCUGGCGGAUUUCUAUGCGCAGUUCAUAGAGCGUGUGCAAGAGUUUAGCUUGGCUGUUAACGCUGAUGCUACAGAAGGACUGCAUCAUAAUUGGCGCAUACUACCCUACGAGGGCACUAAGGAGCAGUUCGUACGCUUGGCUAAGCAACGCAUCACAGACUUUGUGCAGGACGUUUACAAAAGACAAUUGGAAGUGCGUCAACAGCAGACCCAAGCGGAUACGUGGGUGUUUCCAUUGCUGGAAAUGGGACAAAUUGGCAUACAUCAUGAUAGCGUCGUGACCAAGCAGUUGCUUUCCAAGUGCAUAGCAGGCUCACGCCUAAAACUGGCCACUGGUUACUUUAAUCUGACGCAGGAGUAUAUGAACACAAUUACCCACAAUUGUCUGGCGCAGUGCAGCAUUCUUAUGGCGCAUCCCAAUGCCAAUGGCUUCCAAGGCGCUAAGGGACCAGCAGGUGGCAUUCCGGCUGCUUAUACACUCAUUGCCAAAAGUUUCUAUCAGAGUUUGGUGCGGCGCCAACAGCACCAUCGUGUGAACUUUUUCGAAUACGAGAAACCCGGCUGGACAUAUCAUGCCAAAGGAUUGUGGUACUAUUUGCCUGAAGCCCGCUUGCCGAAUUUAACUUUAAUAGGUUCCUCUAACUUUGGCGAACGAUCGGUAAAUCGUGAUCUAGAAACGCAAAUCUGCCUUGUCACCGCCAACAAUGACCUAAGUCAGCGUCUGCAGGCGGAGGCAGAUCGUCUCUAUGAUAUGUCAACAACAGCAGAACGUGAGAUUGUACAAAGAAGCGUGCCACGCUGGGUUCAAGCCGUAGUGCGCAUAUUUAGAAAUUUUUUCUAACUAAACAAAUUCUCCAAUCAUAGUUCAAUUUUGUUGCUAUUAGGGAGCAGUUACUAUUAGUAUAGCAAACGUGUGUCCUUUUCUACGUUGUGUUUGUGUGUAUUGCUGUAGUUAGCUGUUUUUAAUAAAUGAAAGCCGUUUAUAUUU
Messenger RNA from Drosophila busckii, 1738 nucleotides. RefSeq names its product CDP-diacylglycerol--glycerol-3-phosphate 3-phosphatidyltransferase, mitochondrial (gene PGS1). Gene Ontology annotation, biological process: cardiolipin biosynthetic process. The record is from RefSeq and is a predicted model, not a curated record. The transcript has 2 exons. Gene Ontology annotation, cellular component: mitochondrion. Bases 98 to 1591 code for a protein of 497 amino acids. Gene Ontology annotation, molecular function: CDP-diacylglycerol-glycerol-3-phosphate 3-phosphatidyltransferase activity. NCBI's taxonomy places the organism in Eukaryota, Metazoa, Arthropoda, Insecta, Diptera, Drosophilidae.